GGCUGCCCUACAGUUCCCAACAUGUCCUCUGACCUGAACUAGUGGCAAGUUACCGACUAACAACUGAAUUUAUCUUUUACUGAACGGUGUUAUUUCUCCCGAGAAAAGCAGAAGAACUACAUUUAAAAGACUCAGCCAUGAGGAAACUUUGGUCCAAAGCUGGUGUGUUUGGUUCGGUGUCGGUGGUUUUUGGUUCAAUGUUGUGGUCCCAGAAGAAGACUGAACCAGACCACUUUGCUUCCAGUUGCACCCCAGCUGAAACAAAUACCAACUCUCCCUAUGAGCUAAAAUUAGUCCAAGUCGUGUUCCGGCACGGUGCUCGGACCCCACUUAAGUCAAUACCUGACGUGAUGGAGGCCCAGUGGGUGCCCACGCUCUUGGAGCCUCCAGCACACACCAACAUCAACUAUAAAGUGACAGACCUACAUGGUGGCCCCAGGCCCCCGGCUCCUGUAGAGGACAGCUAUCGAAAAAACACGCUGACCGGUGGCACGUUCCCUGGUCAGCUGACCACAGUGGGCAUGCAGCAGCUGUAUGAGCUGGGCAGGAGGCUGAGGAGGAGAUACACUGAGGAGAGUCCUUUCCUCAGCUCCACCUUUAGCCCCGCUGAGGUCUAUGUUCGCUCCACUAACAUUGUGAGGACCAUUGAAUCUGCCAAGUGCCUGGUAGCAGGGCUCUUCCAACAAAAACAAAAAGAAGUUGUGCCUAUAUUAACAACGGAUGCAGAAUCUGAAAUCCUGUAUCCUAACUACCAUGGAUGCAAGCUGCUUAAAUUCCUCGGCAGCCACCGCUGGGCAGAGUCGUCCACUCUGCCAGACAUUGCAGCAGACCUGCAGAGCAUCCAGAACGCACUGGGCAUCGCUGCUCACCAGCAUGUCGACUUCAUCCUCAUUAGGGACGACAUGGUUGCCAGAGAGACACAUGGCCUGCCCUGCCCGUCAGUGUUGGACGCCUGGAGGAAUACGGUGGAACAGAGAGCUGUGGACAUGAUCUGCCAUGUGUAUGAACCCGACAAGAGGGAGAACUUGCAGCUGUGCGUGGGGCCCCUCCUGCACAUGUUAUUAACCAACAUUGAUGAGAAACUAGAGGGCACCUCAUCAGAGCCCAACAGGAAGCUGUUUUUGUACUCUGCACAUGACACCACUUUGAUUCCCUGUCUGAUGGCUCUGGGGGUUUUUGACAUGAGAUGGCCACCGUAUGCCGCAGACAUCACUCUGGAGCUGCACCAACAACGGCAGACCAACAAGUCCUUUGUGAAAGUGUCAUACGUCGGCCAGGAUCUACUUAUACCAGGUUGUAGUGGAGUCUACUGCCCUCUGGAGGAGUUCAAACAGGUCCUCUCUGCAUACUCACUGAGCACUGAACUCUACAACUCUCUUUGCAACAGCACAGAGGGCCUGACCACACCCUGAACACUCAACUAACCGUCACAUCUCAACACAGUGCUACUCAUGACAUUACACUCUCAUCAUGUUUUUUUACGUCCACUGUUAUCACUCCAUCCAGCCAGCAUCACCAGGUGAAACUUUCCUUGGUGUAAAAAUCCUGGAUCACAGCCUGUUUUGGAGAUCUUUCUGUUAGAUUUUUAAUUUUAAUCAGGGUUCCCACAGUCAAGAAAAAC
This is a messenger RNA of Plectropomus leopardus (leopard coralgrouper), 1621 nucleotides long. RefSeq names its product acid phosphatase 6, lysophosphatidic (gene acp6). Gene Ontology annotation, molecular function: lysophosphatidic acid phosphatase activity. The record is from RefSeq and is a predicted model, not a curated record. Gene Ontology annotation, biological process: dephosphorylation; lysobisphosphatidic acid metabolic process. NCBI's taxonomy places the organism in Eukaryota, Metazoa, Chordata, Actinopteri, Perciformes, Serranidae. Gene Ontology annotation, cellular component: mitochondrion.